AACAAUGAUCACAGCAAUAUCAAUACCAAUGACAAAAAUGAUAAAAGCAGGAAAAACAGUUCAGAAUUACGAAGAGAAAGGAACACCUCUUCAACACCAACAUCAAUGGAAAGACAUGUCAUCCAGACUGACAACCCCAACUAUAAAACAAAUCAACAUUGAAAAUAAACAAGAAGAAUAA
This is a messenger RNA of Ambispora gerdemannii, 181 nucleotides long. Lineage: Eukaryota; Fungi; Glomeromycota; Glomeromycetes; Archaeosporales; Ambisporaceae. The record is from the annotation of a GenBank genome assembly.